AUGGAAGCGCUGAAGGAAGUCAAAGAUCCUGGCCUGGGGACAGACAUUGUUUCCAGUGGUUUCGUGGGGGCCAUCAAAGCCGAUCGCGUCACUGGGAAUAUCUCCCUGGUGCUGGAGGUUGAAGUGUACCAGGCGGAAGUGGAGGAACGCCUUCGAAGUAUCUCCUGGGCAAAGGAUGUGCAGGUCAGUGUCGGCUCGAUUAAGCCACCCCCAAGUCUUCCCAGACCCAUGCCGCAGAUGCCGCAAUCCUUGGAGAAGGUGAAGAACAUCAUCGCCGUCUCUUCCUGUAAAGGAGGUGUGGGCAAGAGCACUGUGGCCGUGAACCUGGCCUUCGCUCUGCACAAGAAAGGUUAUAAAGUGGGCAUUUUUGACUGUGAUGUCUACGGCCCAUCGUUGCCUGUGAUGGUCCGCUUUCAAGAGGAGACGCCUCGAAUGGAGAUGUACGAAGAUGAGAAGAAGCAGAGGCACAUCAGGCCGGUGAUCCACCCCGAGACUGGCAUCAAAUUGGUCUCCUUUGGCUUUGUGGGCCAUGCCGCCGUGAUGAGAGGCUCCAUGGUGACUGGAGUGAUGUCGCAGUUGGUGAACCAAACCGACUGGGGCGACUUGGACUAUUUGGUUUUGGACAUGCCACCUGGCACGGGCGAUAUUCACCUGACUUUGUCUCAGAUUUGCCAGAUCACUGCCGCGGUCAUCGUGACGACUCCGCAGAAGCUGAGCGUCAUCGAUGUGGAGCGGGGCAUCUCGAUGUUUGGGCAGCUCAACGUGCCUUCCGUGGCAGUGGUUCAAAACAUGAGCUACAUGUCCAUGCCCAACGGCGAGAAGCAGUACAUCUUUGGCAAGACGGAUGCCGGUUUUGCCAUUGCGGACACCUUCGGUAUCGAACAGGUCUUCGAGCUGCCCAUCGAACCCUCAGUGGCCGUGGCUGGUGACGCAGGGAAACCCUUCGUGGCGUCGGAGGAAGCCACGGCGGCAGCGCAGGAGGUGGAGAAACUGGCGGAGUCCGUGAUCCAGGAAGUGGCAAAGAUCAAGGACAACCGACAGCAGCCUCAGUUGACCUGGGAUGCCGACAUGAAGGUCUUGCGAUUACAGGUGGAGGGCCAGGAGCUGGGCAUCGAUCCUCGGGAACUGAGACUCAGGGACAAGGGUGCCGGUGGCGUCACCCCACCUCCAGCCGAGCUCUUCCCGGAGGAGAUCGUUGAUAUGGGAAACUACGCUGUUGUCAUCAAAUGGAGCGAUGGAGUCGUGCAAGUGGCACCUCAUAAGCAGCUCAUCGAGGGAGACGAAAAGGGUCCCAUGCCUCAUGUCGAACUGACCGCUGCCGAGGCUGGACGCCCAGCAGACACAACUUCCGCGAUGGAAAGGGCUCUGCGGCCUG
Molecule: messenger RNA, 1375 nt
Organism: Cladocopium goreaui
Lineage: Eukaryota; Dinophyceae; Suessiales; Symbiodiniaceae
Source: the annotation of a GenBank genome assembly